AUGCCCGCGGGCAUGAACAAGCAUGGAUCUCGGUCUUCUACCUCUUUGCCUCCAGACCCCAUGGAGAUCGUUCGGAGCAAGGCCUGCUCCCGGAGGGUCAAACUCAACGUGGGGGGCCUGGCGCAUGAAGUUCUCUGGCGAACCCUGGACAGGCUGCCCCGGACCAGGCUGGGCAAACUGAGAGACUUCAACACGCACGAGUCCCUCAUGGAGAUCUGUGACGACUAUAACCUGGAGGAGAACGAGUAUUUCUUUGACCGGCACCCGGGGGCAUUCACUUCCAUCUUGAACUUCUACCGCACGGGCAAGCUGCACAUGAUGGAGGAGAUGUGCGCCUUGUCCUUCAGCCAAGAACUGGACUACUGGGGGAUCGACGAGAUCUACCUGGAGUCCUGCUGCCAGGCCAGGUACCACCAGAAGAAAGAGCAGAUGAACGAGGAGCUGAAGAGAGAAGCCGAGACGCUGAGGGAAAGGGAAGGGGAGGAAUUUGAUAACACCUGCUGCGCCGACAAGAGGAAAAAACUCUGGGAUCUUCUAGAGAAACCCAACUCUUCAGUAGCCGCCAAGAUUUUGGCCAUCAUUUCCAUCAUGUUCAUUGUAUUAUCUACAAUAGCCUUGUCACUUAAUACGCUUCCUGAACUACAAGGCACGGAUGAAUUUGGACAAACCACAGAUAACCCUCAGCUUGCCCACGUGGAGGCAGUGUGCAUUGCAUGGUUUACAAUGGAAUACCUCUUGCGGUUCCUAUCCUCACCUAAGAAAUGGAAGUUUUUCAAAGGCCCCCUGAACGCUAUUGAUUUGCUAGCUAUCUUGCCCUAUUAUGUCACUAUCUUCCUCACGGAAUCAAACAAAAGUGUACUUCAGUUCCAAAAUGUACGCAGGGUGGUUCAGAUAUUUCGUAUCAUGAGGAUACUCCGAAUUCUAAAGCUGGCCAGGCACUCAACCGGUUUACAGUCCUUGGGAUUUACUCUAAGGAGGAGCUAUAAUGAGCUUGGAUUACUCAUCUUGUUUUUGGCCAUGGGCAUUAUGAUCUUUUCCAGCUUAGUUUUUUUUGCAGAAAAAGAUGAGGAUGAUACAAAAUUCAAGAGCAUCCCCGCUUCCUUCUGGUGGGCCACUAUCACCAUGACAACAGUAGGCUAUGGAGACAUCUACCCCAAAACUCUCUUAGGCAAAAUAGUUGGAGGGUUGUGCUGCAUUGCUGGGGUGCUGGUGAUUGCUCUUCCCAUCCCGAUCAUUGUAAAUAACUUCUCUGAGUUCUACAAAGAGCAGAAGAGGCAGGAGAAAGCCAUCAAGCGCAGAGAAGCACUUGAAAGAGCAAAAAGAAAUGGCAGCAUUGUCUCCAUGAAUAUGAAGGAUGCUUUUGCCCGUAGUGUAGAACUGAUGGAUAUUGUGGUUGAAAAGAAUGGAGAAAGCACAGGCAAAAAGGAUAAAGUUCAGGACAAUCAUUUAUCCCCCAGCAAGUGGAAAUGGACCAAAAGAACACUCUCUGAAACUAGCUCCAGUAAAUCUUUUGAAACUAGGGAACAAGGAUCUCCAGAAAAGGCCCGGUCCUCUUCCAGCCCUCAGCACCUGAAUGUCCAACAGUUGGAGGACAUGUACAACAAAAUGGCAAAGACUCAGUCACAGCCAAACCUCAACACUAAAAACACAGGUCACCCUGGAAAGCAAAAGGAAGAGCUAGAAAUGGAGACCAUUCCUGGCCCUACGGUCCCUUUAUUGACCACCCGUGCUGACGGGAUCAUUGACAUGAGGAGCAUGUCAAGCAUUGACAGUUUUAUAAGCUGUGCUACAGAUUUCCCUGACUCUGGGAAAUUCUCCCACAGUCCACUUGCUACACUUCCCUGCAAAGGAGGUGUUAAUCCAAUUCAGGAGCAAAUCAGGGCAGAGGGAAGUGGAACCAGGUUCAUGGAGAUAAACCCAAAGCCAGAAGGCAGCCAUCGCUCUACAUUUUUCAUAGAAAGUCCCAACAGUUCUGUAAAAGCCAGUAACCCUUUAAAAUUAAGAUCUCUGAAAGUCAACUUUAUGGAAGAUGACAACAGCACAUUAGUACCAGCAUCAAAUGUACUGAGAAUAUAUCCAGAUGCUCUCAAGAAUAGGGGAGCUGCUGCUGCUGCAGACAGUUCCUUACUCUCUGAUCGAUCUUUAGUCAGUCCAGAAACCUCUAUCUACACAACAGCAAGUGCUAGAACACCCCCAACGUCGCCAGAGAAGCAGAUAGCAAUAGCUUUCAACUUUCACGAUGCCAGCAUACAUAAAUAUAUAGAUGCUGAUACUGAUGAUGAAGGUCAGUUGCUUUACGACUCAAGCCCUCCAGGAAAUGUAAGUCCCAAAUACAAUAUUACAAACAGUGCUUAUCUAAAGCAAAAAGAUAACAUUUAUAGAAUGGAGAAGAACCAUCUAGAGAGUGCUGCUUUACCCACCUCACCGAAAUUUAUAGGGCAAAACUGCAUUUACUCCAUGGAAGGUAUCACUGGAAAAACCCAGGGAAAUCAGGAGACUGUCAGACUAGAAAAUCACAUUUCACCCGAGGUCCAUAUAUUACCAGGUGGUGGAGGACAUGCUAACACCCACGAUCAACGCAUCUGA
Messenger RNA from Emys orbicularis (European pond turtle), 2586 nucleotides. RefSeq names its product potassium voltage-gated channel subfamily B member 1 (gene KCNB1). The coding region runs from base 1 to 2586 and encodes 861 amino acids. Gene Ontology annotation, cellular component: voltage-gated potassium channel complex; neuronal cell body membrane; axon. Lineage: Eukaryota; Metazoa; Chordata; Testudines; Emydidae. The transcript is spliced from 2 exons. Gene Ontology annotation, molecular function: protein binding; delayed rectifier potassium channel activity. Gene Ontology annotation, biological process: protein homooligomerization; action potential; potassium ion transmembrane transport. The record is from RefSeq and is a predicted model, not a curated record.